AUGAAUGUGGACCCGCCCUCCUCUUCGCUUUUGAAAUCUACAACUGAUCCAUGUUAUGAUUAUAACACUCUUGAUGAAUCCUGGAGAAACAUACGGCCAAGCCCAUUUCAGUACUAUGGAUAUGAUGACACUCUUGUUGACUGGAGCGGCUGGUAUCGGCUGUAUCUGAAUGGAGAAAGUGCCCAGAUGUCUGAGUGGUGUGUGAGUUUUGUGGGAUGUGGUGGAGAAACUGCACUGCAUCUCAACGGUUCUCAUCCAACACUUGAGGAUGGAGUGGUGACCCGUGGAGUCUUGGGGACUAAUUCAUGGUGGUAUUCCAGUUAUUGUGGCGCCUACAGUUCCUCAUCCAUCCGAGUCAAAGCCUGUCCAGGAGAUUAUUACGUCUAUGAAUUUGUCAAACCCGUCAUAUCAGCCCCCCUGCCUAUGUACUGUGCAGUUGCUUUCCAAAGCAUCAGCAGUGAUCCCUGCUACAACUAUGAGUCUCUGGAUCGUCCCUGGAGAGCCAACAAUGAAAGUGGAGGUGAAAUUUGUGAUGAAGGUUUCUCCUGGAAUGGCUGGUACCGGCUUUUCUACUAUGGAAUGGACAUCCGGAUGUCAGAGACCUGCGUUAGUUCAUACAGCUGUAACACAUACUAUAAUCUGUGGCUCAGUGAUCCUCACCCUCAGAUAGAGGAUGGAGUGGUGAUCAGGGAGAUCUGUGGAGGGGCUUAUUGGGGAAGCUGCUGUGAUAACAAGUUUAAACCCAUCAGAGUGAAAGCGUGUCCAGGCAAUUACUAUGUCUAUGAACUUGUGAAUCAAGCUUGGUUGUGUACAGGAUACUGCACAGAUGUCAGCACUAUUUCACAGGCGGUUUCCACUGUGAGUCCAGAUAUAUUCACUGGAUCCACCAUCAACUUGAAUUAUGACCCGUGUAAUAACUACAACACACUCGACAACUACUGGAGAAGCACACUCAAUUACUGGUCUAUUUAUGGAUACAUAUCCGAUCAUGAUGACACUCGUGUAGAAUGGGACGGCUGGUAUCGGCUCUUCAUUGAUGGAUCAAGUGCUCAGAUGCCUGAGUGGUGUUUUAAUUAUAUGGCAUGUGGAGGUUCAAGUUCUCUGUGGCUUGAUGGCUCUCAUCCUCGGCUAGAAGAUGGAGUUGUUACUCGUGAAGUUUACGGCUCCCAUUAUGAACAGUGCAGUCGCUACAGAUCCGACCCAAUCCAAGUCAAAGCUUGUCCUGGAAAUUAUUAUGUCUACAAAUUUAUCAGACCAACUCUUUCAAUCCCAGAUCCUGUAUAUUGUGCAGGUAUAUUCAUUAAGUUGGCUUGAGAAAGCCAACUUACU
Pimephales promelas (fathead minnow) is the source of this 1329-nucleotide messenger RNA. Lineage: Eukaryota; Metazoa; Chordata; Actinopteri; Cypriniformes; Leuciscidae. The record is from RefSeq and is a predicted model, not a curated record.